AUGUACGACGACGACGGUCCGCCACUUUCGCGCCGCGACGCCAAGAACCUGUCGUACCAGGCCAGUGUCCCAUCCUUUUUGCAGGGCUUGCAUUCCCAAGUCCACGGCACGCAACGGGAUGCGUUGCGCGAGAAAAAGCGUGCUUCUCUUGACAAUGACCUUUUAGAGAGCGCCGAUACAUUUAGCGGCGGCGCUCAGAAGCGCACCCGCGACGAAGAUGCACAUAGCAGCGACGAAGAUAUGGCGCAUGCACAGAUCGUCGUGCUCAAAGAGGGCAAGCACCUCUCGCGCGAAGAGUACCUUGCGCAGACUACAUCUACCCCUACCGAAAUGUCGUCCUCGAACGCACCGGCGCACGACACGAGUGGCUCCAAAGACCUGGUUGCUACGGGCAAAAGGGACCAACGUCUUAAAAAGCCCCGCAGACCAAAACAGGGCGCACUCAGUUUCGACGUAGACGACGCAUAG
Malassezia vespertilionis is the source of this 468-nucleotide messenger RNA. RefSeq lists its product as uncharacterized. Lineage: Eukaryota; Fungi; Basidiomycota; Malasseziomycetes; Malasseziales; Malasseziaceae. The transcript is spliced from 2 exons. The record is from RefSeq and is a predicted model, not a curated record. Bases 1 to 468 code for a protein of 155 amino acids.